AUGCCAAAGAGACAGCCAGCCACAGACGAAACCCUGAGGAGGGGAAAGAAAAGGAAAAACCAAAGUGAAGUGUCAAAACCGGCGGAGCAUCCAACCCUGCAGAUCGAUUAUGAAAAACUUGCAGCUGAAAUUAUAAAGCAACAGGGCAGUAGCCAAUCUCCCAUCACUAACGCUGAACAAGUGGCUCCUCAGGACGUGCAAGUUUCAGAUAAUGCUCCUUCCACCGAAUCCAGUGUGCAUGAUGCCGGUCCUUCUUCAGAUGCUACAAGCAACAUAUCAGCAUUACUUAAUCAGCUAUUGAGUUCAGGUGAGCCAGCAACCCCAAAAGUGGCAAAUAGCAUAUCCAUCACUGAUGGGAUUCCCCUCGGUGCAACAGUAGCACAACGCAUAAAACAAAAAAUCUGGGAAGAUCAGUAUUUAGAUUUGCCUGUGCUGCUGCAGCAGCGAGAGGAUCCAGUAUCUUUAAAUAUUGCUGCCGGAUCAGUUACAAUACAGCAAAAUGCAACAAAGCCAAAAACGCCUCUGUCAAUUAAUCAGUGGACAGAUGCGUUUUUGAUAUUCACAGCAAUAUAUUUGGAAAAGUCCCCAAGUGAAGCCCUGCAUUUGUUAAAAUAUUGCUUUUUCAUAAGGGAAAUGCACAAAAUGCUAGGAGAAAAGGCUUGGAGAGUCUAUGACGAAAAUUUUAGACAAUUAAAAGAAACAGUUAAUGUCCCCUGGCAAAAACCCAUUGAAGAACUUAGAGUAAAAGCUGCUACAGGCACCUAUGUUAAUAACACUGCCCAACAGCCCUUUCGAAAAAUGGCAAGCAGAUCACAAAUCCGUUUCUGCUAUGCCUUUAACAAUGGGGAUAAAUGCUCAAAUGACCAGUGCCCCUUCUCUCAUACAUGCCAAACAUGCAACGAAAACCACGCAAAAACAAGUUGUAGAGAGGGUAAAAGAAAUCAAUCAUCAAAUUUUAAACCCAGAGCUUCAACAACCACAGGGGGGGCUUCAACUUCCAACAACAGUCAACCCAAACAAAUUAAGUGA
This is a messenger RNA of Saccostrea cuccullata (small rock oyster), 1029 nucleotides long. RefSeq lists its product as uncharacterized. Gene Ontology annotation, molecular function: metal ion binding. Bases 1 to 1029 code for a protein of 342 amino acids. Lineage: Eukaryota; Metazoa; Mollusca; Bivalvia; Ostreida; Ostreidae. The record is from RefSeq and is a predicted model, not a curated record. The transcript has a single exon.